Messenger RNA from Zea mays, 3447 nucleotides. RefSeq names its product cyclopropane fatty acid synthase. The transcript has 25 exons. NCBI's taxonomy places the organism in Eukaryota, Viridiplantae, Streptophyta, Magnoliopsida, Poales, Poaceae. Gene Ontology annotation, molecular function: methyltransferase activity; oxidoreductase activity. The coding region runs from base 523 to 2946 and encodes 807 amino acids. The record is from RefSeq and is a predicted model, not a curated record.
CAACAAAGCAAAGCUGAGGAGGAACACCGGACCGGCGGACCCCGACGAGGAGGAGAACCGGCGGCGGUGCGAGGUGGACAGACAGAUCCGGGGCGGCGGAGAACGGAUCGCGACCGGGGUGAGAACAAGCCAGGCCACAACCGCCCGCAAAGGAACGAACAAUCCGGCGUCGAAGGCAGAGCGAUCAAUGGCUUCUGCUGAGGGUGACAUGACAGGUCUCCUCUAUCUCUAUGUGGUCACUGGUCAGCGCAGAGCCACACGAGCAACCAAGUACACGAUAAACUGCGAAUUGACCCGGCGUCGGUGCUGGUGCGGUUCAUCCGUGCUUUAGUCGCGCCCCAUGCCCGUGCACGUCAAGCGUUCGUCUUAAUGCCUGUGAGGCACACCGUACGCGUCGUCCAUGGAGAAGUGCUCCCCAUGCAGCUCAAUGUGGACGGCCACUUGCCACGGCAGCCAAGGAGGCUCGCACCAGGGUCUGGACCGUCCUCAACGAGCUGAGCAAUCACGGUAACAUACCCAAACAUGCUGGAGUGGUUUGAAGGGCUCGGUGUAGAGAUGGAGAUAUCCGACAUGUCCUUCUCAGUGAGCACGGAAUUGGGGGCCAGCGGCAGCAGAUGCGAGUGGGGCAGCCGCAAUGGCAUCUCAGGACUCUUGGCACAGAAAAGCAAUGCACUCAGCCCUAGUUUCUGGCGCAUGAUUCGGGAGAUACUCAAGUUCAAGAACGAUGCUCUCAGGUACUUGGAGGACCAUGAAAACAACCCUGAUAUGGACCGGAAUGAGACUCUCGGGCAAUUCAUUCGGUCUCAUGGAUAUUCACAGUUCUUCCAAGAGGCUUACCUUACCCCGAUCUGUGCGUGUAUAUGGUCAUGCCCAUCGCAAGGAGUGUUGGGAUUCUCUGCUUUCUUUGUGCUCUCUUUCUGCCGUAACCAUCAUCUUCUUCAGUUGUUCGGUCGCCCCCAGUGGCUCACCGUGAAGGGUCGUUCGCACUCCUAUGUACACAAGGUAAGGGAGGAGUUGGAAAGUAUGGGUUGCCAAAUUAAAACCAGCUGUGAAAUCAAAUCUGUUUCAAGUUCUGAGGGAGGUUUCAGGGUUACAGUGUUUGAUGGUUCAGAGGAGACGUAUGACAGAAUCAUAUUUGGUGUCCAUGCACCUGAUGCUCUAAAGAUUCUAGGAGCUGAAGCAACACAUGAAGAAUUGAGGAUCCUAGGAGCUUUUCAGUACGUCUACAGUGAUAUAUACCUCCACUCCGAUAAAAGUUUGAUGCCACGGAGUUUGUCUGCUUGGAGUUCCUGGAACUUCCUGGGGACGACAAGCAAGGGGGUUUGUGUAACCUACUGGCUAAAUCUGCUUCAGAACAUAGAAUCUACAAGCAGACCUUUUCUGGUGACGCUGAAUCCUCCUCAUGUCCCAGACCACGUCUUUCUUAAAUGGUACACUAGCCACCCUGUCCCAUCUGUGGCUGCCGCAAAGGCUUCUCUUGAGCUUCAUCACAUUCAAGGAAACAGAGGAAUUUGGUUUUGUGGGGCAUACCAAGGUUAUGGUUUCCAUGAAGAUGGACUCAAGGCUGGGAAAGCUGCAGCUCAAGAUUUGCUUGGUAAGGAGAGUGACCUUUUGGUGAACCCAAAACAGAUGAUCCCAUCGUGGUCUGAGGCUGGGGCGCGUCUUCUGGUAACAAGAUUUCUUGGUCAAUAUGUGUCUGUCGGCAACUUGGUCUUGCUUGAAGAAGGAGGCACUAUGUUCAGUUUUGGUGAAGUAGGCAAAAAAUGCCAUGUGAAAUCUGUCCUGCGAGUACAUGACCCCAUGUUUUACUGGAAGGUUGCAACUGAAGCAGACCUUGGCUUGGCAGAUGCCUACAUUAACGGUUAUUUCUCAUUUGUAGACAAGAGAGAAGGUCUUCUAAAUCUUUUCCUGAUUCUCAUUGCGAACAGGGACGCAAACAAGAGUAGUAGCAGCGCUGCUGGUAAAAGGGGUUGGUGGACACCCCUGCUAUUGACAGCUGGGGUUGCCUCCGCUAAAUACUUCCUGCGUCACAUAGCAAGGAGGAAUUCUGUCUCACAAACACGUCAAAACAUCUCUCAACACUAUGAUCUGAGUAAUGAAUUCUUCUCUCUUUUCCUGGAUCCAUCGAUGACUUACUCUUGUGCCAUCUUCAAGACGGAGGAUCAAAGCUUAGAGGCAGCCCAGCUACAGAAAGUUUGCCUCCUAAUCGAUAAGGCUAAAGUGGAGCGAGAUCACCAUGUUCUUGAGAUUGGCUGUGGUUGGGGCAGCUUAGCAAUCCAAUUGGUGAAGCAAACUGGUUGCAAAUACACUGGGAUCACAUUAUCAGUGGAGCAAUUGAAAUAUGCACAGAGAAAGGUGAAAGAAGCUGGAUUAGAGGACCACAUAAGCUUCAUGUUGUGUGAUUACCGUCAAAUACCAACUCAGCGCAAAUACGACAGGAUCAUCUCUUGCGAGAUGAUCGAAGGUGUUGGGCACGAAUACAUGGACGAUUUCUUCGGCUGCUGCGAGUCCCUUUUGGCUCAAGACGGCAUAUUUGUCCUGCAGUUCAUCUCAAUCCCAGAAGAACGGUAUGAGGAAUACAGGCGCAGCUCAGACUUCAUCAAGGAAUACAUCUUCCCUGGGGGUUGCCUGCCUUCGUUAGCCCGGAUCACGUCUGCCAUGUCUGCAGCAUCAAGGCUCUGCAUCGAGCACCUUGAGAAUAUUGGGUACCAUUACUACCCAACGCUGAUACAGUGGAGGGACAACUUCAUGGCCAAUAAGGAUGCAAUUUUGGCCCUGGGCUUCGAUGAGAAAUUCAUCCGUAUAUGGGAAUACUACUUCAUAUACUGCGCCGCUGGUUUCAAGUCACGGACACUUGGGAACUACCAGAUUGUGUUUUCUCGCCCUGGCAACGACAAAUUAGGUGACAGCGGUAUACACUCCUUAAGCAAGCUUUCUGGCAGCUAAUAAUGCGAGGAUCUAUAUAUAUGUGGUGGUAGCUGGAUCAGUCGGAGCCUACACACCUGAACUUGAGCCUUUUUAUUUGUGAUCGAAUUGGACACGCAGUGCUGUGUACACGUCGCUAACUAACUGUACUUGCAGCGGCGGAUCAUUCCAUUGCUUCGAUCCAAUUUGACGUUUCAUCACUUUCUGUUUCUGUUGGCGCAACGUAACUCCAAUGAUUAACCUUGGCACAUGGCCGGCUGGGACGCAGGAGAGACUCGAGCAUUCACUUUCGCUGGAUAUACAUUUGUGUAUUGUGUCCAGUCUCCAGACUCCAGCGCUGUAUGAUGAGCUCAAGAACGUAGAUAUAUUGUCGUCAGAGUAAGACACCACGGUACCAAAGUGCUAGGAAAAAUCAGAGAUAUAGAAAGAUAGAGGAGCGCAGACCUAAAACCGCUGGAUCAGAGUAUCGAUAUAGCUGUAUGCACACGUACAAUAUAAAGAGGUUUGGACUCUUAAGCAUAA